AGAUAGAAUCAGUCAAAGAGAAUACAAGCGUGAUGUCUGGCGAUGAAAGUCACACGGCUGAUACUAAGAAAAGGGAACGUAAAAAGAUGGAGUCUAUAGAAGUUGACGAUGAAAUGCAAGAGGUCGAUAUGAACGAACAUUCCGUAUGGGCAGAUGCUCAAAAAUCUGGUCCAGAAUACGUUCGACCAAAUAUAAGUGACAGCAUUGACGAGGAUGUGGAACCUGUUUUGGAAGAAGCCGAUGAAAAAGAUCAAGCAUUUCAAACAACUGUGAAAAAAGAGGAAGGAAGCGCAUCAGGAAACGAGAAAAUAGCUUGCGGGGAGACCGAAAACAAACAAGAUAAAUAA
Messenger RNA from Dimorphilus gyrociliatus, 347 nucleotides. Lineage: Eukaryota; Metazoa; Annelida; Polychaeta; Dinophilidae. The record is from the annotation of a GenBank genome assembly.